AUGAGCUCCGCAGCGCGACCGCGAUGCUUCCUGGACAUUGCGUUCGACGGGCAGUUCGUCGGCAGAAUCGAGGUGGAGGUCCGGCCGGACGUGGCGCCGAAGACGGUGGAGAACUUUGUCGGCUUGUGCAAUGGGACAAGCUCGGGACUGGGCUAUAAGGGCCUGACGCUGCACCGCAUCAUCCCCGGAUUCAUGGCGCAGGUACGGGUCGCACCGCAGACUGCCAGUUCUUCAUCUGCUUCACUGCUACGCCUUACCUGGACGGCCGUCACCAGGAAGGUGGUCAUAGAUGAUGGGUGUGCAUGUGCGUUGGUGCUUCCAACCAACUCACUUUCCAUGCUUGCUUCUCCCCCUCCCCUCCCCACCCUCUCAGACUGCCAGUUCUUCAUCUGCUUCACUGCUACGCCUCACCUGGAUGGCAAGCAUGUCGUCUUUGGGAAGGUGGUUUCAGGAAUGGAUGUCGUUGACAAGCUGGAGUCAGUCGGUAGCGACAGUGGCAAGACGUCGGUGGAGGUUACUAUUCAGGACUGCGGCCAGCUCGUGUAA
This is a messenger RNA of Closterium sp. NIES-65, 546 nucleotides long. The record is from the annotation of a GenBank genome assembly. NCBI's taxonomy places the organism in Eukaryota, Viridiplantae, Streptophyta, Zygnematophyceae, Desmidiales, Closteriaceae.